Messenger RNA from Babjeviella inositovora NRRL Y-12698, 2593 nucleotides. RefSeq names its product dynamin-related GTPase. Gene Ontology annotation, molecular function: microtubule binding; GTP binding; GTPase activity. The coding region runs from base 30 to 2573 and encodes 847 amino acids. The record is from RefSeq and is a predicted model, not a curated record. The transcript has a single exon. NCBI's taxonomy places the organism in Eukaryota, Fungi, Ascomycota, Pichiomycetes, Serinales. Gene Ontology annotation, cellular component: microtubule; membrane; cytoplasm.
AACCCAUUCGCAAUAUUGUUUCAUUCGCAAUGCUGCUAACACGUGUUAUGAUGCUUAAACACGCGGUCCGGCCGAAACCGCGCUUCCAUACAUCCCACUCGGUGCGGGCGGUCCAUUACCGCUAUCAGGGUGUCGUCACCCAGCGUUUCUUCUCCUUCACAUCGCUCCCGAAGUUCCUUUUCCGUGUCACCAAGAUUCCGGCCGCAGUCGGCGGGUCACUAGCUGCUGGCGGGACUUAUGUUGCUUACAAAGUCGAGCAGGCCUCCACGUACACCCAAGACAAACUCGCGUCUGCGCGGGACCUCUUGGACGGUGUGAUUGACUCCACAAGCGACUUCUUCCGAGGCUUCAGGACAAGCAGUGAUGCUGAAUCCUCAGAGACCCCGUCAGAUGACGCGGGUGCUGUCGUGGGCGUUGCUGCUGCUGUGGGCCUUACGGCAGAAGAAGAAGAAGAGGAGGAAGAGGAUGAUGACGAGACGGACAGCGAGAUGCUCACGCUCACACGGCUGAUGAUCGAAAUCAGACAGAUCUUGCAGACGGUGGACCAGUCAGACACGCUCAAGCUUCCAUCCAUUGUGGUAGUGGGAUCGCAGUCUAGCGGGAAGUCGUCGGUGUUGGAGUCAAUUGUGGGGAAGCACUUCCUCCCAAAGGGAUCCAAUAUGGUCACGCGACGCCCAAUUGAGCUUACUCUCAUCAAUACUCCUGAUUCGGCGGCGGAAGUGGCGGACUUUCCGGCGCUCCGUAUGAACAACAUCACAGAUUUUGACCAGGUGCGGAAACUUUUGUUUGACAUGAACAUGGCGGUGCCGGUGUCGGAAGCCAUUCUGAAUGACCCCAUCCAACUCACAAUCCGCUCACCGCACGUACCGGAUCUCACCCUUGUGGAUCUCCCGGGGUAUAUCCAGGUGGAGGCCGCAGACCAACCAACCGCGCUCAAACAGAAAAUUCGCGAGGUAUGUGACAAGUACCUCCAGGCUCCAAAUAUUAUUUUGGCAAUCAGUGCUGCGGACGUGGAUUUGGCAAAUUCUUCUGCGCUCAAGGCAUCUAAAGAUGCAGACCCACGCGGUGAGCGCACCAUUGGGGUCAUCACUAAGCUCGACUUGAUUGAUCCGGAGCAGGGUAGGGAUAUGUUGCUUAACAAGAAGUACCCGUUGAAGAUGGGCUACGUCGGAGUAGUAACGAAACCGCCUACGAGCACGUCGCUCUUCCGCCGUGGCGUGGCCUCGUUGGACUCGCAGAUCAACAGCGAAGCACAGUAUUUUAAAGCACACAAAGAGGUAUAUCAAGGCACACACCUGACUACCGUCGGAGUACGCAGCUUGAAGCGCAAAUUGAUGAAGGUGUUGGAGAAACUGAUGGCCAUGUCGUUGCGGCCGACCCACUACGCUAUCCAACAGGAGUUGGAGGAGGCAGCCUACACAUUCAAGGUGGAGUUCAACGACAGACAGUUAACUCCCGGAACAUACCUUGCCAACAACAUAGACGCGUUGAAGCUGUCGGUGAAGGAGUUCAGUCAGAGUUUCGGGCGUAACGAGCUUCGUUCGUUGUUGAAGAACCAGUUGGAUCAGAAGGUGUUGAACUUACUCGCAGAGCGCUACUGGAACAAACCGUUUGAGGUGAAGCAUGAGCUCUCUGUAGAGCCAGACUUGAGCGAUUUGCCGCGUGCGCAGGAUGAAGGCUACUGGCACCGCAAGUUGGACCUCGCGACGUCUAGCUUGACCACCUCUGGCGUCGGCAGACUCUCCACCACCCUCAUCAGCAACGCGCUCUUAACGGAAAUCGACAACUUAGUCAACAACACCGACUUACGCAACCAUCCGCUGGCGCAGAAACAGGUGCGUGAGGCCGCCACAGCGGUGCUUGGUGCGCGUUUUUACCUGACAGCGGACCAAGUCGAGAACUGCAUCAAACCGUACAAGUACGAGAUCGAGCUCGAAGACCGCGAGUGGAGCUCGUCUCGCGACCACGCGUUGGUACUUUUGAAGGAAGAAAUGCGGCAGUGUCUGGAGGCGUCUGCCCACAUGAAGAAGGUUAUUGGCGGCCGCAAGCUCACGCAGGUGAUCACCUACUUGGAGCAGAAGGAAGCUCCGGAUAGUACUGAGGCACUCGGGUUUUCGCCCACGUUGUUAGCAAAGGGUCGUGAAGCCAUCUUCUUGCGCGAUCGUGCCAACCUACUCAAGAUGCGUCACUAUGCGCUCAAGUCAUCCACGUGUAAGUUCAAGGAGAACAAGUACAAGUGCCCAGAAAUCUUCUUGGAUGCAGUGUCGCAGAAGUUGAGCUCAACGGCGAUUUUGUUCUUGAACGUGGAGUUGUUGUCUGACUUCUACUACAACUUUCCCCGCGAGUUGGACUACCGCUUCUUCACGAACAUGACUCCUGAGCAGAUCGAGGUGUUUGCUAAAGAGGACCCGAAGAUUAAGCGCCACGUAGAAUUACAGCAACGCAAGGAAUUGUUGGAGGAGGCAUUGCAGAAAAUCGAGAGCGUGAUUGCCUUACAGAGGACCAAGAUUAACUCGUUGACUGGUGGGGUUGAGCCCGCCAGAAAGGGCGUUUUUGGGGCCGGUUGGCGAUAAGUAGAUGUACUCGAGAUCAC